Molecule: messenger RNA, 1077 nt
Organism: Myzus persicae (green peach aphid)
Lineage: Eukaryota; Metazoa; Arthropoda; Insecta; Hemiptera; Aphididae
Exons: 5
Coding region: 222-977 (251 amino acids)
Source: RefSeq, a predicted model, not a curated record
CGUUCUCUCGGCUAUUUUUUUCAUCAUUAUUAAAUUAGUUGUUUCCAAAUCGUGUUGGUGCGUGUACCUACCUGCAAAUAAUUACAUUACUUACGUCUUUAACUUUUAAGCUUUAUAGCAAUAAUCUAUAAUUUUAUAACAUAAUACAAAUCUUAAUGAUUUGCUAAUUUUUUAAGUUCUUUUCCAUUAAUCAUUUUAAGUUGUGGUAUUUUGUUAAAACUAUGUUAAAGACUUGCUUCGGAUGUUGUCCAUUACACCAUGGCGUCAGUGCGAUUGCAAUUAUAAACAUAGUUUGGAAUAUUACGGAAGCGUUAAAACACAUUUAUCACCGUAAUGAACAGUAUGAACGAUUCAAGUGGGUUAUCAAUUCAAAUGGCAAUAAUGCUUCUGCUAAUACCCUCAAUACCUUUGACAAUAGCACUGCAGACGAUGAGUCUGCUGAUUACUGGUCGGAUAUUGAAAGAAUUCCUGUGAUGAGUGGAAUAUACAUGGAUUACGUAUUCAUAAUAACAAUCAGUUGGGUCGUUUUGGAAUUCAUCUCGAAUUGCUGUCUCAAGCAAUCCACCUUCAAACGUGCUCCUCAAAAAAUCUACCUGUGGCUAGUAAUUUAUUACGGGAAUUUAAUGUUUAUGGUAUUGCACUUGCUCCAUUACUUAAUAUUGAUGAUGAGACAUUCAAUUCUGAUACAUACACUAUUCACAAUGAUGCAACAACAUUUUGGACAUUUUUUUGUGAAAUUGAUAUACAUUGCUAUUAUAAGUCUUGAAAUCGUAAUAAUUCACUCGUACUAUAUUGCUGAAGAAAAAAAUAUGCUGAAUGACAUAGUACAACUCAAAUGGAAAUAUGUAUCACGAGGAGAAGUGGUGUCUAAAGGCGUCGAUUAUUCUUCGUCGUCAGCUUUCAAUGAAAGAACUUCGGGCCAAACCCAAGAAGGAUCUAGAGUGCCACCGUACAUAACCAAUAUUAUACAGAACUAAUUAUGCUACCACAUUUUAAACAUAACUUCAUGCGCAACAAAUAGAAUUGACAAAAAUGCAUAUUAUCAUGUUGCAUUUUAAAAAGUAUUUAUUUUUUAUA